AAAAAAUGUGCCCUAUUUUUUGUCUAAAGGAAGGCUUGUAGUAUAAUUUUUUUCAUUAUUUUUUGUUUCAAAACAUUCUAUUUUCUCCUUUUUAUUUUUCAGUAUGUGUGCAAUGUUGUAUUCCUUUGAUUGGAAUACAAGCAGUUUUUCUAGAUCUAAUGAAAUACUUGUUGCUGAAAAGAGCAAAUAUCCGCAGUUUGAAUAUACAUAUCAUGAAGAUCGAGAAAGUUAUUGACUGAACGGAGGCAACGGAAUUGCGGUCUACAAUACGGCCAGUCAUCUGGCCUCCUAUAGUCCAUAUUUGUAUUUUGUGGUUGUGUUUUAUCACUUCAAUGAGUGAAAUCAGUUUAUCCAAAGAAACUCAAGAAUCUGGAGAUAGUGAUUUACCCAAAGGAGAAGAAUUUGGAGCUGAAAAUGUAGAAAUUUAUUCCCAGGAAAAUGUUAGGGGAAAAAAUCGAAUUAGGGAUUCAAUUGAUAGGAUCAGUGCAUUACCGGAUUGCUUACUUGUUCACAUCAUAUCUUUUCUGGGUGUGAAGAAAGCUGCUGCGACGAGUAUUUUGGGGAAAAGAUGGCAGUUUCUUUGGGCUGAAUUGCGGAGCCUUGAAUUCAAAUUUUAUGAUUGGGGUAAGAAUAAGGAAACUAAGAAUACAAUUGACUUUGUGGCGUGGGUUAAUAGGAUCAUUGCUACUCGUCGUGGAAAUUACCUUGAGAAGAUGAUGGUUGAUUUCAAGUAUGAGGAUUGCUUUGCUCCAGAUGUUGAUAGCUGGUUCGAGUUUGCCUUGAAGAAUAAGGUGAAAGAAAUCACUUUUGGCAUAAGCUACAGCAAAGAUUUCUACAUUCUUCGUGAAUUGAUGUAUUCGAAUUCAUCCCUGACAUCAUUGUCUUUGGAAGGUUGCAUUUUUUAUCCUGAAAGAUCAAUCAAGUGGUCAUCUUUGACUAAAUUAAAGAUAUCAGGAGUGAAUUUACCUCAGUCUGUAGUUGAAAAGAUAUUAUCAGGUUGUCCUGUCUUGACUUCCUUGGAUCUGAGUCAUUGUUGGGGAUUCACUUGUUUGGAGAUCAGCUCUCAAAAUCUAUCUGAACUGCGGGUAAUGGACCCUGAAAAUGAAGAGAGUGGGGGUUUCCUGCAUAUUUCAGCACCAUACAUAAAAGAUUUGAAUCUUUGGUUUUCUGCUGUAAGAAGACAGAUAAAGUUCAAAGACAUCUCAUCUCUAAUCAGUGCUCAUAUAGAUUUUAGCGAACCCUUUUGGGAUUCCUUUUGGGAUUUGGUAAUCUCUGAGGAUGUGCUGAGUAAUACAAAGGAAAUUUUUGAAAAUAUUCACCACGUUAAGGAGCUUGAACUGGGUCAUGAACUACUAAAGGCUCUAGCUGCACUUGUGCUUAAUGGUUGGCAUCUUCCAAAAUAUAAGCUAAGGUGCUUGAAAGUAGAACUGGUAUGUGAAGCUGGGCAAACAAUUUCUGGCAUUUUUUCUGUGCUGGAAUCUUCCCCUGACAUUGAGACAUUGGUCCUAUAUUCUUAUGACUUCGAAGCGUUGGACCAUGACUGGACCCCAAUUGCAAGGGAUAAUUUGGUUUGUGACUUAUGGCAUUUGAAGACGAUCAAAAUGUCUAGGUUGGCAGAUCCAGAACUUGCUGGUGAUCCAAUGCUUACGUUGGCUCGAAUCCUUCUUAAGAGUACACCGGUAUUGGAAGAGAUGGAGAUUUCUCUUCGUAUCGAAGAUACAAAUGACUUUGUCAAGAUAGGUCAAACCUUGCUCAACUACCCUAGAUCUUCACCAAAGGCUGUCAUCGAUCUCUAUUAAAUUGUUGGCUAUUAUGUGUUCAUUUUCUCAACUAUGUAAACAUUUACUCCCACUUUUUUUCCCUAUUUGUGAUUUAAUGCCGAGACAUCUUAUUUCAAAACUUCACGUGUACUUACGGUAGAAGGUUAUGAAGGUGGACAAGAAAUAUUUUAUAGUUUUGAAAAAAGUUGAAAUGAGUGUUUUAUAGUGA
Messenger RNA from Cuscuta epithymum, 1989 nucleotides. The record is from the annotation of a GenBank genome assembly. Lineage: Eukaryota; Viridiplantae; Streptophyta; Magnoliopsida; Solanales; Convolvulaceae.